AUGAAUUUCUUCAAUAUUUGCACACUAAUCUUCGUGAUUUUUCUCCAAAUUGCAACAAUAAAUGCUCAAUUCUUUUUCCCAUUCGGAAAUGGUAUUCAACAAAUUGAUAUGAGCAAUGGACAAAAUUCAAGAGCAUAUCGAUAUUCGACUCAAAAUGGAGCUGUUAAAGAUACCGAAGGAUUUUUUGCAUUGUGUCGUGGAUGGAGUUGUCAAUAA
Messenger RNA from Caenorhabditis angaria, 216 nucleotides. The record is from the annotation of a GenBank genome assembly. NCBI's taxonomy places the organism in Eukaryota, Metazoa, Nematoda, Chromadorea, Rhabditida, Rhabditidae.